AUGACUAGAACAGCACACACUGUGGAUCUCUAUGAGAUCCUGUCUCUGCCAUUUACGGGGUCUUCGUCGACAGUCCUCUCCAAGCAACAGAUUAAGAUUGCAUACCAUAAAGCAUUGCUGAAACACCACCCUGACAAGGCAGGUGCUGUCGCAAGGGAGACCGGACUAGGCAGCUCGACUAACUCUACAUCCCUAUCUACUCCAAAUCCUCUCUUUGCUGGAUCCGAUGGCAACACGUCGCGACAACCGUAUACCAUCGACCAGAUCACCACUGCCUACAAAACCCUAUCGGACCCCGCCCUCCGCGCGGAAUAUAAUCGCUCUCUGCGCCUGGACAGGCUGAAGGUCGCGGGACGGGAGAAGACCAGCGACGUGUUCCAUACCGGUUUGGAAAUUGUGGAUUUGGAAGAUCUCGCCUGCGAGGAGGUGGAAGACGGCGAUGGCGACUGCUGGUAUCGCGGAUGUCGGUGCGGUGAUGAGCGCGGGUUUUUGGUUAACGAGGAGGAUUUGGAGAGGGAGGCUGAGCAUGGCGAGAUCAUUAUCGGGUGCCGCGGGUGCAGUCUCUGGUUGAAGAUUCUGUUCGCCGUUGAGGCAGAUGAAGGAUGA
This is a messenger RNA of Penicillium vulpinum, 606 nucleotides long. RefSeq lists its product as uncharacterized. Lineage: Eukaryota; Fungi; Ascomycota; Eurotiomycetes; Eurotiales; Aspergillaceae. The coding region runs from base 1 to 606 and encodes 201 amino acids. Gene Ontology annotation, biological process: protein histidyl modification to diphthamide. The record is from RefSeq and is a predicted model, not a curated record. The transcript has a single exon. Gene Ontology annotation, molecular function: metal ion binding.